Messenger RNA from Colossoma macropomum (tambaqui), 596 nucleotides. RefSeq names its product small ubiquitin like modifier 1 (gene sumo1). Bases 127 to 429 code for a protein of 100 amino acids. Gene Ontology annotation, molecular function: ubiquitin-like protein ligase binding; protein tag activity. The record is from RefSeq and is a predicted model, not a curated record. Gene Ontology annotation, cellular component: PML body; nucleus. Gene Ontology annotation, biological process: protein sumoylation. NCBI's taxonomy places the organism in Eukaryota, Metazoa, Chordata, Actinopteri, Characiformes, Serrasalmidae. The transcript has 5 exons.
AGUGAGAUCACCGCUGCUGCCGUGAGUGUGUACGAGAGGCAACUGAAAGCAUAACCUAUACUGCAGCCACACUUACAUUUGUGAGUAGAAAUAAUAUUCGGGAAGGGCUGAACGUUGUGGAGUACCAUGUCGGACACGGAGACCAAACCUUCAGGUGACGGAGGAGAGAAGAAGGACGGAGAGUAUAUUAAACUGAAAGUGAUUGGUCAGGACAACAGUGAAAUUCACUUUAAAGUGAAGAUGACGACGCAUUUAAAGAAGCUUAAGGAAUCAUACAGUCAGAGACAGGGUGUCCCCAUGAACUCUCUAAGGUUUCUUUUUGAAGGACAGAGAAUCACAGACAACCAGACCCCCAAAGAGCUGGGAAUGGAGGACGAGGAUGUUAUCGAGGUGUACCAGGAACAGACCGGCGGCUUUUGGAACGACUAGACCUUUACUUCAACUCUCUUCUCUUUAAAUCUUAAUUUUGUAUGUAUGACGUUUAUUUCAUCUGUUUCCUUUUGUGCUUCUCUCAGAGGGAAAUGGAAAAACCAUCUGGAUCAAAGCGAUACUCCGCUAGGGCUGCUGCAAGUGAGGGAGAGAGGCAAAAGAAAUAA